Staurois parvus is the source of this 602-nucleotide messenger RNA. NCBI's taxonomy places the organism in Eukaryota, Metazoa, Chordata, Amphibia, Anura, Ranidae. The record is from the annotation of a GenBank genome assembly.
AUGAUGUUGUCCCAUUCUAAUCGUGCAGCGUGGCGAUCGGUGGUGCGCUGUGUCGUUCAGGACACAGCAGAUCACCGAUCAAUGGAAAGAGCUGAAGAUGUCGGUUUGGUCAUGUGAUCAGCUGUGUCCAAUCACAGCUGUUCACAUCUGUCACGCUGACAGCUCGAGAGGAGAGCAGAGCCGGUAAUCAGCAUCCCUCAGAGGGGACACGUGCACUGAUCAUCAGGGCACUGAUGAUCAGUGUGCCCUGAUGAUCUGUGUAGCCCCAGCAGUGCCACCUGUCAGUGCCCAUCAGUGCCAGCUGUCAGUGCUCAACCAUGCCACCUGGCAGUGCCACAUCAAUGCCACAUAUCAGUUCCCACCAGUGCACAUCAAUGCCACAUAUCAGUGCCCAUCUGAGCUGCCUUUAAGUGUAACCCAUCAGUGCCAGUCAAUGCCACCUAUCAAUGCCAGUCAGAGCCACCUAUCAGUGAUGCCAAUCAGUGCCGCCUAUCAGUGCCAGUCAGUGCCGCCUAUCAGUGUGCAUCAGUGCUGCCUAUCAGUGCCCGUCAGUGCUGCCUAUCAGUGCGUCUAACAGUGCCACCUAACAGUGCCAGUCAGUG